AUGCUGCUCAACCGUGCAAGGCAAGCAACGACCACACGGGAGCCCGAUAAGGAAGACCGUGUAAGCAAUAAGGAGCGGCCUGGGAGGCCUCCUAUGGGCCGACAGCUACCCCACACUAAUCCGACUACACUAAAGCGACGGAAGCCGCGGAAACAACACUACCGGCUGAGACAGCGAGCCGCGGACAGACGCCCUGCCCACCGCUGCCGUGAAAUACCGAACCCCAACAUACCACCACUUGUCCUGGGCUACAUGGAGAAACCGCCACGGCCACCUCUGAGCCGCUCCCCAGGCCGUCCGGGGCAAGGCAUCUCCCCACCAAACGAGAGAGCCGCUGCCUGGCGAGUCACCAACAUGCUGGACAGACUGGUAAACCCUGUGGGCAUAGGCUGA
Pelobates cultripes (western spadefoot toad) is the source of this 393-nucleotide messenger RNA. Lineage: Eukaryota; Metazoa; Chordata; Amphibia; Anura; Pelobatidae. The record is from the annotation of a GenBank genome assembly.